This is a messenger RNA of Astrephomene gubernaculifera, 1031 nucleotides long. The record is from the annotation of a GenBank genome assembly. Lineage: Eukaryota; Viridiplantae; Chlorophyta; Chlorophyceae; Chlamydomonadales; Astrephomenaceae.
CAGCCCCGGUGGUUGACCUGUCCUGGAGCUGCGACUCGGAGCUGCUGGCGGUGGUGACGGCGCCUGCCCGUCGUGACAGUACGGCAGCAGCAGCCGGAGCAGCAGCGGAGGAGCAAGGCGAGCAGCAGGCGGAUGGCGCUGCUGCUGCCGAGGCCGAGGAGGAUACGGAUGACUGGGUUGUGCAGCUCUGGCACCGCAGCAACUGGCACUGGUACCUGAAACACGAGCGCCGCUACCCCCGAGCACUCGCCGGCCCCUCCUCAGCCUCCCUGCCGCCGCAUGUCCGGUGGGACGAGCAAGCCGGCAGUGUACUGCACGUGCUGACGCCAGGCGGGCUGUACGAGCAGAUCGGGCUGGUGUGGGACACGUGUGUUUCAGAGCGCGGUACGGCAGUGGUGGUGGACGGGCGGCGGCUGCUGCUGACGCCGCUGCGACAUGGGCUGGUGCCGCCGCCCAUGUGCGCGGCGGGGGUGGCGCUUCCUGAGGCUGCCGUGGAUGUCUGCAUUGGCUCGCUGCCUGCGCCAGGCAGCUGCGAGGGGGCCGGGGCUGCUGCUGCUGCUGGCGGGGGCAGCGGCUGCUGCCCCCCGGGUGAUGCCGCUGCGGAGGAGAAUGGGGAGGAGGACGAGGUGGUGGCGGCGCUGACCUCCCGCGGGCGGCUGGUGCUGGUGCGCAGUGUGGAGGGGGACCUGUGGCAGGAGAGCCUGGAGGACCAAGAGGCUCUGGCGGCGGAGACGAGCGGCCGCUCCGGCAACCCCGCCUCCACCUCCUCCACCGCUACCCGCCUGCUGCAGCCCGCCGUCCCGCUGCUGGACAUCCCCCUCGCCGGCGGCCGCCGCGCUCGCGCCCUCUGCUGGCUGACCGGCUCCUCCUCCCUGCUCGUCCUCGCCACACCCUACCCAGAACCCGGCCUUGAAGAGGCGCCCGGGGACGUGCUGGUCCAAGUAGACGUCGAGUGGCUGUCCUGCGGCCCAGCCGACCCGAGCGACCCACGGGUCAGUCCCGCGGUGGCGCUCACCGAGGGUCCGGCUGUG